AUUGCCCGGAGCCCUUGCUAGCGAUUGGCUAAGAAUAGGCUCGCCUCUUGCUCGAGAUUCGCUGUGAGCUCCAGGAAGCCCGCCUCCGCUCUCCCAUGAUUCGCUACUUCAGUGUUCUUCCGCCCCUCCAUCAACCAGAUUGGGUGCUUGGCGGUCCCCGUCGUUAGCGCGUACCCAAGUACUGCUUGCUGCGGCAGAGACGCCAGAGGUGCAGCUCCAGCAGCAAUGGCAGUUACGGCGUUGGCGGCGAGGACGUGGCUUGGCGUUUGGGGCGUGAGGACCAUGCAAGCCCGAAGCUUCGGCUCGGAUCAGUCCGAGAAUCUCGAUCGGGGCGCGGGCUCCAUCCGGGAAGCCGGUGGGGCCUUUGGAAAGCGAGAGCAGGCUGAAGAGGAACGAUAUUUCCGAGCACAGACUAGAGAACAACUGGCAGCUUUGAAAAAACACCAUGAAGACGAGAUUGUUCAUCAUAAGAAGGAGAUUGAGCGUCUGCAGAAAGAAAUUGAGCGGCAUAAGCAGAAGAUCAAAAUACUAAAACAUGAUGAUUAAGUGCACACAGUUCCCCAUAGAAUGGCACAUGUCAUUGCCCACUUCUGUGUAGACAUAGUUCCGGUUUAAUUAAUAUUUGUCUGUGUGCUACUAACAGAUUAUAAUAAAUUGUCAUCAGUGAA
This is a messenger RNA of Saimiri boliviensis boliviensis (Bolivian squirrel monkey), 668 nucleotides long. RefSeq names its product ATP synthase inhibitory factor subunit 1 (gene ATP5IF1). Gene Ontology annotation, biological process: negative regulation of ATP-dependent activity. The record is from RefSeq and is a predicted model, not a curated record. Gene Ontology annotation, cellular component: mitochondrion. Gene Ontology annotation, molecular function: ATPase inhibitor activity. Lineage: Eukaryota; Metazoa; Chordata; Mammalia; Primates; Cebidae.